Purpureocillium takamizusanense is the source of this 1182-nucleotide messenger RNA. RefSeq lists its product as uncharacterized. Lineage: Eukaryota; Fungi; Ascomycota; Sordariomycetes; Hypocreales; Ophiocordycipitaceae. The transcript has a single exon. Bases 1 to 1182 code for a protein of 393 amino acids. The record is from RefSeq and is a predicted model, not a curated record.
AUGUCUCCUAUCACCCUCGUCGCUGGCAUGGUCGCCGGCCUGGCCAUCAUGGCUACGGCUCAAAAGUUCCCUCACGAGGACCUCAUCCUCUGCGACUGCGGCAUUGGAGACAACAAAGAGCAUCUCGACUGGUCCACUUCGCGUCAAAUGAACUGGUACCAGGACAUCACUUGGCCACGUUCCGCGUACUCGUACCCCGACGCUCCAGACAUGGCCGUCGAGGUUCCAUACAAGGACGGUAUUUACCCCUGGGAUCCCUCUGGCACCACGGCCACGAUGCCAAACGGCAAUGUCUGGACGGCGUACAUCGAAGCUGGCACCCCUGAUGGCUUCAAGGCCGGCUCUGCAGUCUCGACCAAAAAUACGCAGGACAUUCUCAACUGCUGGGCCUACCGAGGCCGUCCAGUCAGCGCGGCCAUCAACAAGACCAUCACUAACGACGCCAUCUGCUGGAGUGCCUUUGUCUGCAACCGUGACGACCACGCCCCGUCUCGCCCCGACGACAUGGGCUCUCACACCUCGUCUCUGACCACGUCCAGUGCUGCACCAGCCACAUCAUUCUACUCACAAGCGCCCCCCGCUACCCCUGUCCCCACGACGGUCUCUGGCCAACCAACUCCCACUGUUCUUCCUGAGACCGGAAGUCUUUCCGUGUACUCAACCGUCAAUCCUCGCUUCAUCAACUGGCAGAACACCUUGCAGGCAUUCAUUAAUAACUUCGUCUGGGACAAGAAUACGGGCCGCUGCGUUGGAGGUCCCGUCCAAGGCACCGGUUUCACCAUUGCCAUCGAGUGUGCCGGCAUUCAGAUCGACGAAGACACUCAUAUGACGCUUCUGCUCAUCAAAGCACUCCGCGACGUCGGCCUCAACAGCCUGUGGUUUAACCAGAACCCCAUCGUGCCCGGAAACAAUGGCUCCAGCGCGACCAACCAGAGCUGGGUAGUCAUGCCCGAGGCCUUCACCAUUCAAGCUACUGAUAUGGCAACCAACAACGUUGUCGGUCGCCUUUCAUACAAGACGCAUUACGAUGGCUUUCUCUCUGGUCCCUGCUCCACCUGCGAGACCGCUCGAUUCAACAAGAAGUUUUUCGAUCCCAUGAUUGCCGCCAUUCAGGGCAGCUAUCCCACGUACCACAACUUCACCGUCGAGGCUCAGUGUGACCCUUGGAUGGUGUGCGUCUAA